Gossypium raimondii (Peruvian cotton) is the source of this 1260-nucleotide messenger RNA. Its product is annotated as two-pore potassium channel 3. Lineage: Eukaryota; Viridiplantae; Streptophyta; Magnoliopsida; Malvales; Malvaceae. Gene Ontology annotation, cellular component: plant-type vacuole membrane. Gene Ontology annotation, molecular function: potassium ion leak channel activity. The coding region runs from base 1 to 1182 and encodes 393 amino acids. Gene Ontology annotation, biological process: stabilization of membrane potential; potassium ion transmembrane transport. The transcript is spliced from 2 exons. The record is from RefSeq and is a predicted model, not a curated record.
AUGGAAAAUGAUCAAUUACUAUCAUAUUUAAGCCCUAGGAAAAAAUUAAGGCCACCCCCAGUUUUUCUCCCAUCAAUAGUCGAAUCACUAAAUUCACCAAAGCCGCCGCUACCACCAUCAUCAUCUUCAGAUACCAUUUUAAACCUUCAAGAAUCGCUUUUACUUCAAAAUCAACAAAAUUCACCAGCAACACGAUCAGACCCAAAUCUCACAUGGCGAAAAAUCAAUCUCCACCGAUGCAAAACGGCACCAGCAAUGGCGGUUUUAAUGGAUGCAAUCAAUCCAUCAAUCCCUAAACCUAAAUUCGGAUCCGAAUCAAUUGUAAGACAAGCUUGUAUACUUUUAAUAUUGUAUUUAUCAUUGGGUGUUGCCAUAUAUUGGUUUAAUCGUCAUCAUUUCGUCGGUCCAAAAACGAAUCCUGUUGUCGAUGCAUUGUAUUUUUGUAUCGUCACGAUGUGCACCAUUGGGUUCGGUGAUAUUACCCCUAAUAGUAACGCUACUAAGUUGUUUUCGAUCUUAUUUGUGUUGGUCGGUUUCGGAUUUAUCGAUAUUUUACUUAGCGGUAUGGUUAGUUAUGUACUCGAUUUACAAGAGAAUUAUUUGUUGAAAACGGUUCAACAUGAUGGUGACAAAAGAGAUUUAGCAACUAGUUAUAUCAUUGAUGUUAAGAAAGGGAGGAUGAGGAUUAGAUUGAAAGUUGGUUUAGCAUUAGGUGUUGUGGUACUUUGUAUUGGUAUUGGUGUUGGUGUUAUGCAUUUUGUUGAACAUCUUGAAUGGUUGGAUUCCUUUUAUCUUUCGGUUAUGUCGGUUACGACAGUCGGGUACGGUGAUCGGGCAUUUAAAACGAUGCCUGGUCGGCUUUUCGCUGCAAUUUGGUUGCUUGUAUCGACCGUUGCCGUUGCUCGUGCUUUUUUGUAUCUGGCUGAGGCUAGAGUUGAUAAGAGGCAUAGGAGGAUGGCUAAAUGGGUGCUUGGUCAAGACAUGACUGUCUCGCAAUUUCUCGCCGCCGAUAUAGACAACAACGGUUACGUAAGCAAAUCCGAGUUCGUGAUAUACAAACUCAAGGAACUGGGAAAGGUAUCGGAAAAAGACAUAAUGCAAAUCUCCCAGAAAUUCGACAGGCUCGAUUCCGGCAACUGCGGAAGGAUAUGCCUCGCCGACCUUAAGGAUAGUCAUCAUUAGUAUACAACUAUGAUUUUUGAAGGUGCAAUAGGAAUACCAACAAGUAGAGAAAAAUGGUGGGUUCAUGUUUUUGUAUUC